CCCAUACGACGCCGAUCCAUUGGCAGACCGCGAGCGCGAACGUCGCCGCUUCCAAUGGGCGAGUGGCUGAGCCAGCGAGCGCGCCCCGGCUCAACGAGUCCGACUUGGCACUCAUCAGCACGCCAGUCGCCCUAGCUCCUGUCCGCGGGCGCACGCUCUCGCCACAGAGAGCCUGCUCCUCCAAGCGCGCCGUGUGUGCGCACACGCGUACGCGUACAGCAGCUACGUGUUAGCAGCGUGAGCGCGGCGAGGACACGCUUAGCUGUGUGUGUGUAUAUAAAGAGAGGCAAGGCUGGCAACUUUUGCGGCAGAUGCUACUACUACUCCCUUACUCCAGCUACUGCUACGUAGCUACUACUGCUGCUACUGCUGCUCCUGCUGCUGCUGCUCAGCGCUUCUUGAAGCACACCGCUGAGAAGCACGGACGCAGGGGAAGUGGAGUUCGGGGGGCGGCGGUGUUGUCAUCAGCUUGCGAUCUUCACUCCCAAACUACCGGAAUCGCCUGCCACGGGCAUCAUCGUCGUCGGUAAAAGUCGCAUCGUCGUUGUGGGCUUCUUGUUGCUGCUGCUGCCGCUGCUGCUUUGAGCGUCUGUGGUUCACGCGCUGCACGAGGAAAGUUGAGGCUGCCGCUCGCUUCGUCUCGGGAUUCGCAUCUUCCUCGGCGGAGGGGUGAGGGGGGAGGGCAACCUUUGCGAGCGAGAGGAAAUGCGCACGGCGAGCUCACUCGGAGUUUCAUAAACCCUGCCUACCUUCCACCUCCACGCAUUGCCGGCGAACUACUCGCGACCAGCUCGCCGGAUUCCAGUUGUGAGCGCGCUGUCACCGUCCCAGCUAACUCGACUCGAACAAAGGAAGACAAAGACGGACCAACAACCCCUUGUUUCAUCAACAGCAGCAGCACCACCAGCAGCAGCAGCUACCGAAGGCCCCGUCAAUGAAGGUCGCAUCCUCACCAUAAGCUCGCGCGCGCGCGUAGGGCGCUUCGGAGCGAUUCAACGUUCGCCAAACGUCGCGAGGCAUUCCCUCUGCGUUCCCCGUGCGUUGAUGUGGCGGACAAACCCUGACGACUGCUGCAAAACAUCACCGUCGCUAGCGGCGGCGGGAGCCAUCGUCGGCAUCGCCACACGCCGCGCAAACAACACCGGCUCCCGGCGAGCAGGAGUGGAGGAGCAGAAGAGGGAGGCGCGGGCGAUGCCCUGCUCCGGCUGUAGGGCCAUGCGCACGCACAUGUGCUGGGUGCUACUGCUGCUGGCUCUCGCCAGGGCACCGGCAACGUCUUAUGCCGAAGUGCUCGAGCCGAUUUACUGGAGUGCCUCUAACAAAAUAUUCCAGCCAGGACGUGGCGGCUUGGUCGUCCACCCACAAAUUGGCGACAAGCUUGACAUCGUGUGUCCCCGCAUCGGCGAUGGAGGCCCUCCGGGAGGAGGAGGUACGGGAUUCGGCUCGCCCUCCUCCUCCGGGGCUGCGACGGAGACCUACCAGUACAAGCUGUACAUGGUGACGCAGUCGGAAGCGGAGUCGUGCGACACGACCCGCCGCAAGAACCCGCUGCUCACCUGCAACCGGCCCGACCGCGACGUCAAGUACACCAUCAAGUUCCAGGAGUUCAGCCCGAGCGUCCUGGGCCUGGAGUUCCAGCGGGGCAGGGACUACUACAUCAUCUCGACCUCCACGGGCACGGAGCAAGGGAUAAUGAACGGCGUCGGUGGGGUCUGUCAAAGCAACGGCAUGAAGCUCGUCAUGAAGGUUGGCCAAGACCCCAACAGGAAGGAGGAGACCUCGCCCGUCAACCCGUCUCCGUCCCCCACGAGAGCGCGGGCGGCCCCCCCCGCGCCCCCCGGAGAUGACAGGCGGUCGACCGACCGCACCACUCGCACAGACCCGUCCGACUCCCUGCACGAGCUGCACCAGUCCGGCAUGGAGUCCAACCUGGCUCUCAUCGUCGGCGUGUCGAGCGGCUCCCUCAUCCUGCUGCUCCUGCUGCUCCUGCUCGCCCUCUCCGUCUGCUACGUCCGCCGCAGCCGCGAGUCCCGCCGUUGGGGCCGCGGUGGGGGCGGCGGCGGCGGUUCCGGUGGGCCCGGUCCCGGCGGGCCGGGCCGCCGGGGCCCGCACUUGAACGCGUCGGCGGCGGCGUCGGCGCCGCCGCCGCAGUCGUCGCUGCCGCUGUCGCUGACGCCCGGCUCCGUGGCCGUGAAGUUGGGGGGCGGCGGCGGAGGCGGCAACAACAACGGGUCGGACCCCAGCGACGUGGUGAUUCCGCUGCGGACGCUCGAGGGCGGAUUCUGCCCGCACUACGAGAAAGUGAGCGGGGACUACGGCCACCCGGUGUACAUCGUGCAGGAAGUGCCGCCACCCAGCAACGCGAACGUCUACUACAAGGUGUGAGCGCCGCUGCCGAUGGAGACUGUGGGCGCGGACGCUGAGUUUCCCGCAUCGCAAAAGCGUUGCUUUUGUGUUUUUAAUAGUUUAUUUUAUUUUAUUUUCGGGACGUUCUUUUUGUCGUUCUAUAUAUUUUUUUCUUUUAACGACUCGAUGGACGCCGCCGUCUCCCUUCCUCCGCGAGGGUGAAGCCGCAAGGGAGGACCACUUCCGCCGAUGACGUUUACUUGCGCCAUAUUGGACGCGUGAAAACGCUUGCGGGAGGAAGCUCCGCGGAGAACUCUGCCACCUCUCGUCGUCGAAAUAAAACGGCAAGCGACCGUUCGCGACCCUCACCCCCGCACCCGCCCCCCCCCCACGUCCGCCACCUCGUGCCAUCGCGCUCCACAAGUUUUACCGUGAGCCUCUCAACGGUGGCUUCCUCCGUCACACCCGUGCAGGAUGGUGACCUCUGCCGGAGACCUCUGCUUUGGUUCACACGAUUUUGCCAAGCCAUACAGAAAGGGAUCUGAUAGCAGAGGACACUUGUUGUUGUUGUUGUCGCCUGCGUUGUGGUCAUCGCAAGGCAAGCAUAUGACAAAAAUAAAAUAGAAUUCUUAAAUGCCAUCCAAAUUCGAAUUCUACAUUCUUCUCAGCAAGAUGACCUUUUGCAGUAGUGGCAACAUUUCAAUAAAGGUGGUAUGCAUGGGGUUGUUUUUUUUUCCUUUCUUGCUGUUGGUGAAGGUUAUUGUGUUCGAAAAUAACCUGAACUAUCUAACUACUGCCCUGCUUUUUGAGUAACAAGUUACAUUUUUUAAAAGAUUUUUGUGAUGCUGUGCUUAAUGAGUUUUAAGAGCUGCUUCAAACACUGGCUUUUCCAGACUUUUAGGCAUGUGCCCAUCACUGCAGAGUGCCUCUGAUCUAUCAGAGCUAUUCAAUGGUGUAUUUUUAAAACCUUUAUUUUAAUUUUACAUUUUUACAUCUUACAUUUUUUCCCAUUAUUAUGCAUUCUGUGAGUAAAUCAAUACUUUUGUGGAUACUUUAAAAAACGAAGCAUACAUGCAAGACCCGCUGUGAGACUUUUUUUCCUCUCCAACAGAAACAUUUUUGUCAUUUUUCAUUUAUCAUUUCAUUUCACGGUACACUUUCAACCGUGCUCCGUGUGAGAGAACCCACGAAGGCAUCUGCUAUAAACCUCUGUGCACCAUAUUUGCGCGCCGUUCAUAAUCUCUCCGCCGUUCUGGGGCGCUUGGCGCGCAGAGCCACAAUUUUAAACCUUUCUGACUUAAAUUACCACUGGAGAGAUUCUCCCACUGAAGCGGAUAUCGGUGACCGGGAGGUUUGCAUGAAAUGCUUUUUUUGCAGUUUUUAGUCUCAGGAGUCAGAAAACUUGAACGCUUUUUUUCUUACUUCUCUUCAUUUUGGGUCAAUGUACAAUGCUACUACUCGAAUUUUAAAAGACGAUUUUUGGGAGUCAAUUUUUUUUUACACGUUGCUUUUUUAUGAUCAUAAACUCAUUUCGCGAAAUGCGGGAUUGUGAAAUCAAUUUUGCAGACGCACCACGCAUAUACACUUGCACUAACACGCACGCGGAUCACUAAUGUUUGACUGAAUAUGAAACUUUUUUUAAAUAGCAAUGUACCACUUCUGUAACUAUCAUUGUACGUAUGCAAAUACAGGACUUUCCAAAAAGCUGAGGUUCACAGUUUCUUGGCGGUGCUUUGAGCUAAAUUGAACCGUAAUUAGGGAAUUAGUUCAGCAUCUCAAAAUAUAAUUUAUUUCUACAUUUAAUCGCAAUUUAAUUAAGAUCGGGAUUUUACGUUGAUUGUAAUUCGUACCGACAUUUAUUAUCAGCCUUAUAGGGUAAUAUCAAAAUCCGUGGAGAUCCAGGGACAGGGACCGGUCAACCACAAUAACAAGAAGAGCCAUUGUUAUCGAAUUCGGUGAAAAAUACUCAACUUUUCAAGAGACGCAAAACGUGUAAUAAAAUAACGUGUCACGAAGCAGUCCUUUAAAGAGCCGCGUGCCGCAGUUUGCCGACCGCUGCCCACGCAGGGCCAAGUAGGGCUGGUCGUUUUUUCCUUAAGUCACGAAACUCACUCGCUUUACCCUCGACUCUGCCCAGUCCGGCUGUCAUUAACUCAAGGCGCCGCGUGACCGUUAUGACACCAAUGGCAAAAGGACUUGCUUCCAUGUUGGCCACAGAGGUUCCGGGGUUGGCUGUGGCAAUCGCAACUGUUGACUCGACGUGGGAUUUCGGUUCACCAGACUUGCUCGGCUGCCCAUGUAAACUUCCGCGUCUCCCCCCCUCACCCCCCCUGAACCAACAAGCUCACGAUCCAGACUGUGUCGGCAGAUCUCCGCAAAGCGUGCUCGCCCCACGUCCACAAUGGCACAUGGGCCCCGGGCGAUAAACGCUUCCACGCGAGCGGCGCGAAUGCCCCUGUAAUAGAUGGGGCCUUGUUAAAACCCCAAUUGACAAGGACAUCUCGCGGUGUUUAAUUUGAAGAAGAAGAGAAAAAUUAUAAUUAAAGCCCGCAGUUAAUUAAAAAUGAUCACGCAAACUGCACACAAAGUUCAGGGAUUAAUUAAGACUCUGAUUGAUAAGCCAACCAUGCUUUCUCUCCGUCUGUCUCCCGUGUGACACGGUUCGCUCGACACAUUUUUUUUGUUAUCGCCGCCGCCGCCGCCGCCACCAACCGUACCGGCCCUGCGUAAAUAAUGAAGCGGGCAGACAGCGGGCAUGAAAACGGGCACGAUUAAUACCACAUCAGCCAUCGUGGCAUUAGUGGAAAAUCCUUUGUGCAUUGAACUGCUAAAUGAUCCGCAGAGUUUGGAGGUUGGCGCGUUUGUAAAUGCCGUCGUUAGAGUAACGCAAAUAUCCAUUACGGAGUUCGCCACGUCCCGUUAUUGAAAGGCGACCUUUCCUGUCCUAACGAGUAGUGGCACUGUCAGAGGUGGUAACUAUUGGGGUGAGAGGGGGGGGGGGGUUAAAAGAAUGAGACGAGAGCUCACGAAGGAGUAAAGUUUCCGUUUUAACGAUUCCAAAUAGAGAAGGAGUAUGUAAUUUGAAGCGGUGCCUCUUCCCGUUGCCAUGAUUUAUAUUAGCGGUGUUGAUGCAGUCACAACAUACUCAGCUCCGUGUGAAAGUUGUAACAACAACAACAAACUUAUUAACUGAUAAUGUUGUAAUACAUGAAAUUACUAUGAAUAAUAAAAAUAAAAAACACACAUCAGGGAUUAGCAAUUUGUGGGGCCAAAACUAUGGAAAAAAUUAUAAACAAAAUUACUAUAAACGAAUGCCGUAUUUUCUUGCAGCUGUUAGUCAUGCCUUCCUUCACCACAAACCUUUUCCCUUUUAAGAAAAACGAAUUCAAGGAGUUUGUGCUGAUUUUUUUUGUAAUAUAAUACAGUACAACUGUGUAGCCUUGGGGCAAUCCACAGAAAAAGACGUUAAGAUUCAUCCUCAUAAUAAUAAUAAAAAUAAAAACCCAAAGGCAAAUCACAAAAACAAGCCAUCAUGGUGGAAAUUGUAGGGGUUUCGUUUUGUUUAGCUCAAUCAAAAUCCUGAAGUCGCAAGCAGAUUUGAUCAGUUUUCAAUGAAUCAACCGCUCAGAUGUUUUCCAUCAGAUGUGACAUUCGGGAGUUGCUUCAGACAAGUGCCGAUUCAUUCAUUCACUUCGUGGCACUGUUAUUGCCACAUUUUUAUUUCUGGAUCGACUGAAAGUCCUGUCCGCAGAGGGUAGACGAGCACAUUCCCCGUGCGUCUCUCACUUGUCUUAUUAAAAAAAAAGAUGUAGUUAAAUCGAUCAAUUCCGAAAGCAUUGCACGUCAGUAAUACAAAUCUGCUUAAGAUGUACAUGCGCAGAAAAUUACUGGAACGUCAAACUUACUUACGUCCACCAUAUUUAGCUUAAUUACCCUAAGACCAGUUGAAAAAAAAUUGCUCUGAGGCUCUUUUAAUAAGUUGCAACUUAUUAUAAAAGUCACGCGGGUGCCAAUUAUAAUAUUAUAGCGUAAUUGAACUUCAGCUUCUGGGAGGGUCUUAAUUUUGUUACGCGCCGUUAGAGAGUCUUGCCGCAACGAACACGUAAGGCUGCCAUUUAGGAUGCCGGGGUGUUCCAGGGUUUCUGGCGUUAAGUCCUAACAUCGUUUUGGAGCAUUUUCAGCUGGCCGGCGCCGAGCGUGUGAUGAGUUCCUCAGCUGUGCAAGAUUUUGGGCUUUCGGGAAAGCGAUUACGGCGAAUGUGCGGCGGUGGUGGCGGCGUAAAUUGUUUAAGUUCUCGUAGUCAAGGCAGGCGCAGAGGACUUGAGGAAUUUGCAGAGCUUUGGACGACAGAUGUAAAAAAGAAGAAAAGGCAAGAGGGCCUAUUUAGCCCACAUUCUUUCCCUAAUCCCCAGAGCAAGCCUUCGGAUCAGUUGGUCCGCACAUUCAAUGUCCUCCAACGGUAGCUGCCGUCUCAUUAGUCUGAGCUGUGUCAAAGUGUGUCCAUGUCUGACCAGCGUGACCCCACUCCCACCACUCCCCCCCACCACCACCCACCACCACCCAACCCCACCGAGCAAAUGUGUAUUUUUCCAUCCCCCCCCCCCCCCCACAUUACAUAUAUGUUUAUCCUCCUUUUUUAAUGAGAAAAUGAAGAUAAUUUGUGUAACAUUAAAGGCAAGGGUGUGUUUAUUGCCAUGACAGCUGGCGUCUAUUAUAGAGACCAAAAGGAGAAAAGGCUUGUUGUGAAGUGGGCGAUGUGCUUGGAAAACAUUAGACUUUUGAAUAAGAGAACUUGGGUGACAACUGUAGCGAGGAUCGCAUCUGGGAGGACUCUUUCUCUUCUAAAACAAUGCACCGGCCAGAAUUUAAAGCAGGGGCUAUGUCAAGUCCACUCUGCAAGAGGGUCACAAUGGUGAAUAAAGCAGCGUUGGGAUAUAAGCAGUGGGACGUGACUCUUCACGCAAUAAAAAGAAAAUGUAAAUGCACAAUAAAAAAAACGACGGGAUGAAAUCCCCCUUUCUGCUCCGUAGGUUGGACACUGGUCCUUUGAGAAAGACGAGAGACGGGGAUUUUUACAUCACAGCCACGUGAUACCUGAGGUUGAAGCACGGUAGUCGUAACCCUCUAUUGAUGGAUCGAGAUGGCUGCCUUUGAAUUACAAAUGGGGGAGAUGGGGGGGGGGACGUAUGGGCGGGUUGCGGUGCUGCCCUUAACAAGCCCUGGUGGUUGACACUAAAUCCUGGGAGAUCUGAAAAUGCUUGUAUUUUCAAACCGAUUGUUGUCGCCGGGAUCUCGGAUAAUUCGCGUUGCAAGCGUCUGCGAGCGCAGUGCGCUGGUGCUUUGCUCAUCGAGAGUCAGCUGGAAUUCAACCAUCACCGCAUUAUUGGUGUGUGUGCGCGCUGGCAAUUUGCAGAGCUCUUGAGAAAGCAAGAAAUAAUGUAAAAUGUCACGGCUUAUCCCCACAGUGCAAUCAAUGUCACAUAUGAUGGCACUUCAGGCAGAGUUAUUUCAUUAUUUAUUUUAUUACUUUCAUAUUUUUGGGUGUAUGGGGCCGGGGAAGGGAGGGGCAAAUGGGAGAGGUGCGGUUAAUGUGCAUUUGUAGGAGAGAGGGGGGAAAAAUAACAACGCAGACCCUUCACGAUCUAUUUUUUAUUUUUUCGUUGAGAACACACGAAAAGGGGUCUUCUUUCUGGUCUCAUUCAUCCUGCGCCUCGGUGGAGGACGGCGGGCAGUAGAGUGUGUCACGCGUGAAGUGCACCACGUGCAGAUGGACGGACCGAGCGCGCUUGCAAAUUCAGCACGAGUAUGCUCCACUUGUCAGCGUGACAUCACAACUAAAGCUUUACCCAAUUCAUCUCACUGUGAAUUCAAAGCACGGCACGGGGCAUAAAGCGAUUACCAUUAGUUCCAAACACGGGGGUUCAUUUUAAAUCAUGAUGAACACAUUGCGAAAAGAACAAAAGAGACACUUGAUGUUUUAUUCUGACGAUGUCUGGGGUGUAAAAAAAAAGUCGAGCACAAAGAGAUUGCCUCGAAACCGAAUUACACUUGGUGUGUCUCGUAGAAUGUGCGCAGUGAAGUCAUACUUGGGAUUUGUAUUGUUUUAGCUGAGCACAUGGCAUUGCGAUUUUGACAGUGCUUUUCACGGGAUAAAGUAAAUAACUAACAAACAUGUUUCGUGGUUCCACCGUUGCUCGACGAGGUGUGACAUCGAGCGCCAAGACGCCCUUGACUGACGCCAUGGAGAGCGACGCAAGUUCAUGUAAUGAUUCAUAUAAAAUUCGUGCACUUUUAAUUGUUUAGCUGCGGAGGGAAAUUGGAGGCCGCGCAUCUUCCAAGUCAUAAUAACAACGUCCAAUUGAGAGGUUUGACGAGCCACGGGGCAUGGCUUGCGGCGCCUGUGACUUUGUGUGGCUUUUAUAACCGCGAUAUCCACGCAACGCUUUCACGUCGACAUUAAGAUCGGUUGUUAAACACAUUUACGCGUCAAUUUAAUUUGUAACCGCGCAUGAGAUUAAUUCGGACGAUUAACAAUUUUUAUUUAACAUUUUGAGUUGUCUUUUGCUUUCACACAUAUUGGCUACCCUUACACAGAAAUGAUAACAUGUAGAAAUAAAUAACUAAAAAUCCCGUACCUAAUAUUUUAGAAAUGCCUACAGGAUCAGUUUAGGACGAACAUUAUUUUUUUUCAUGCUAUUGUACAAUGUUGUUUCAAUAAAGUAUAAAUGGAAAAACAGUAUGUGCCAUAUAUUUUUAAAUGCCCUAUAGUGAUAUAUCUCUCAAGGAUUCAAAUGCCUUACCUGUAGGGUGACAUGACAAUUAUGAAAUGUAUAAGCACUGUCAAAUUCCCUUGUAGGGUUUUUUAGGAUUUUCCGUUUGAAUCCUGUUUAAAGCUUCUGCAGGACUUAUUCAAUUUCUUGCAGGAUCCUGCAGGGAGAGUUCCACCAUAUAAUAUUGUGUAGGAUUAAAAUAACACCCCUCCUGUAUUCAUUUCUAUGGGAGGGAUUACAUUAUGCCACUGUGAGAUUAUCAGUUAAAUUUGUCUAUUACACUUUGGCAUGUAAUAACCAUAAGGGGGUCAUUUGUAAAAUAUAUAUAAAAAGAAGUACAUUCUUGUAUCAUUCACGUGCAAAUGAUCCUUGUUUUGGUCUGUGUGGCAAUUACGCGAGGGAAGAUAAGGAUGAGACUGUUAGUGUUUAAGCCAUUCAAAAAAACUAAAUAGGUGUUCAUGAAGAUAGCAUCCAUUUUAAAAUAAUGAUUAUUGCAAAACAGUUUGAACUGCGUAGUGGAAAUGUUGACAACACACUCCUUAGGGGUUUUUUGUUGUCGUGUUUUUGAGAGAUCUUCAAACAAUCACGGCCGAGACGUUGGCAAACGUGCUGGGGCACUCUGGAAUCUCGACACGAGAAGCGGUUUCGAGGCAUGAGACUCACACAAUACGAUCUCGUUUCUACCAAGCGUUUGUGGGAACGGUUCUGUCGGCCCGAGCUAAAAACCAUUUGCCUAAUGAUGAUGAUUCUUCAAUAAUGAAUGACACUUUUAUGGACACCUUGGGUUUAAAAAAAAAUCAAACACUGCCCUUAAGUAAAAGCACUGCAAAGCUAAUGAUUACUAUCAUUUGGGGUCCUGUAGGUAUUUUAAAGUUGUACACUCUUCGGCUUACGUAGUAUAUGACGACGGUAUUUGAUAAUGUUUUUAGUUUUGACUAUUCCUGUUUCCGCCUAUAUACUUGUAUUUUUGUGAUGUCAGUUUCCAAAAAAUACAAUUAUUUCUUUAUCUGCAUGUCAAGCAGAUGCAUUCUCAUAUAAUUUUUUUCGAGAUGAAAUGUAGAUGCUAUAAAAGGGUUAAAUUGUCAUUAUCCCGAAACUCCUUUCCAUUUUUGUCCCAUCCUGUCUCUGUGUGCAAACCCUCAAUGGACACUGAAUGGACAUCGGAGGACAUGUGAUGCUCAAUGCACCGAUCGUAUGGGAAGAACUCUUCUUGAUGUGAAUAAGAUUUUAUUCGGAAGGACUUGUUGAGAAUGAGUGUUUUUUAAUAAUAAAAAAAAUAAAACUCGCAAACGCCUUAUUUAGCACAGACAAUCCUUGACGCGGGUUGAGGUGGGUUCGCUCUGUUGGUUAGCGCGACCUCUUUUUGCAGCGAGUGGCUGUAAAAUUAACCUUGAAUUUUACCAUCAAAACACUCGAGAUGACAUCAAACUGGUUGCGGUUGCUUUUUUUUGUCAACGUUUUUCAAAGGACUGUAAAUUCUUAUAAAUAUUCCUCGUUUCGUGUUUCGUAUGUAGUACACACACACACAAUUAACGUUUUGUUCCGGAUUGCUUUAUUUUACUUUCGAGAGGGACCACGAGACCGCGUUGUGAUUACUUUGAAGUAUUUAUUUAAAGAAAAAAAAAAUUCCAGUAUAAAAAACAAAAACAAAAACCCCCAACGAAUUAAGGAAUCUUCGGACAACACAUUCUUAAUGCCACGGGGACAGGUUUGAAACGGAAAAAUAGGUCAGCCGCCGUUAUGAAGGAUUCAACUUGUGGUUACACCGUUGAACGUUUUGAAAUAGUUGGAAAUUCGAGUUUGUGUGCAGCCUUGCUGUGGUUUCGUGGUGAAGGAAGGGCUGCCUCUUAAAGAUGAUGUUUUGUUGCCGAGGAAACGGUCGACAUGUUUCGCCACUCAUUGUGCUGCUGCUGCUGCUGCUGCGUCGCACCACAGGAGCAUUGGCGAUGGCGCACUUGCAAAAACCACAAGAAGUAUAAACACAGAGUAACGUGACGGAACCCGUGCAAUGGCUUCACCUGUUGACAGUCGUAUUUAGUCUGGAGCAGCGGCGAGUGCGGAUUGAAGCGGUGAAACGGAGCAGUGGAGUUAUUCACAUUUUCUCGGAAAGAUUUGUCUGUAUACUGCAUUCUGUAUAUUUUGUUAAAUAACGCGCUGUAAUUUAUAUUAUAUUUCCCUCACUAUCUUAACUCGUACUGCUAAGUCUUAGUAACAUGUUUUUUUAAGGAAAAGUACCAGUACAGUACUACUCACUUUUUUUU
This is a messenger RNA of Lethenteron reissneri (Far Eastern brook lamprey), 11377 nucleotides long. Its product is annotated as ephrin-B2a-like. NCBI's taxonomy places the organism in Eukaryota, Metazoa, Chordata, Hyperoartia, Petromyzontiformes, Petromyzontidae. Gene Ontology annotation, biological process: ephrin receptor signaling pathway; blood vessel morphogenesis; axon guidance. Gene Ontology annotation, molecular function: ephrin receptor binding. The record is from RefSeq and is a predicted model, not a curated record. Gene Ontology annotation, cellular component: plasma membrane.